AUAAGCCCCAGUAGUGAAGGUCGGGGCCAUUUACUUCUAUAUGACGGCAUGAGAAUUAGCUGAAUUCCGGCGCGCCAAUUAACUGGGGAGGGAGGAGGUAUAAGAAUGGGGAGGGACGUAAGUAGCUAGCCGCCAUCUUCUCUAACUCCCUUCCCUUCCCCGUAACAAAAAUGGCGGCGUGGGCCCCGGAUGUUGGUGGAUGGGGAGGGCUAACAAGGAGUAGGACGCAGUCCAGGUCCGGAGUUGCUCCCUCUCUUUCGUGACUUGGGGGCGGGGCUGAGUGAAGUGGGAGCUUUCUGCAGAAUUUCUCUUCACAAGCGAUUCAGCGAAUCCCCAUUCUCUUCAGCCACAGGCGCCAUUUUUUCUUCCCUUAGCAACAACCUUCCCCCCCCCUCCUGCCAACUUUGCCUAGCAACAAUGGUUCCCCUCCCCCCAACCUGGCUGUGCGCAGGCGUCUGACAGCCUCAAAAUGAUUUUCGAAUUCGAACUGCAUUCGAUGAGGACAAUGGGUCAGGUGGGCGCCGAAGAAUUGCUUGGCUGCCCUUCCUGAGGCUUCGCUUCCUCUUGGACAGGGGAAAGAGGCAACUGACAAGAAAACCACCAUUCUUCAGGGAUUUAAGAGCCUAAUUUAUAGGAUGAAGCGAGAGUCUUAUCGGGCCUUGAUUCAUGUGCUGCUUACAGCCUGCUUAUGCACUGCCACUGUCUACAUGGGGUUCUUCGAUGGUAUCUUCACUGAAGUUGGCUAUGAAUAUUAUGCAGAAGUUCCAGUUCAUUCUUUUCCCACCUUUCUUGCCAUGCCUUUCAAUUCUGUCAUUAACUUGGGUUACUUGCUAUUGGGAUGGUACUGGCUGAUGAAAAAUAAGAAAUUUGUAGGAAAUGAUGAAAAUAUGAGACAGGUCCGUUAUCUGAAAGAUGUAUUUGCUGGCAUGGCCCUACUAUAUGGUCCUGUUCAAUGGGUACGCAUCUGGACCCAGACUCACCACUCUGCUGUUCUAGACCAGUGGUUUACUUUGCCCAUUUUUGCUUGGCCAGUUGUCUGGUGCCACUACCUAAAGAAUGGUUGGCAGCCCUGGUCAUUCUUUUGUAUUGAAUGUAUAUCCCUAGCCAGUUACUGCCUUACCCUGUUCCACCAUUUUGGAUUUGAUAUAGCCCUAGCAUGUCACAUUCUUGCUGCUGUGUGGAGUGCCACACACUUGCAUCGCCAGUAUGGAGAUUCUGUCUCUGCCACAUACAUCGGCCUGGCUUUGAUGUCUUGCCUGGGCUUUGUUGUCCUUAAGAUAGGUGACCAUUGGCUUGCUCAGUGGUCAGUCUUUAAGAAAUUGACUGGACACUUCUGGUCUAAAAUUUGUGAUAUCAUGCAGUUCCAUUUUGCAUUUUUGUUCUUCAUACAUUUCAGUAAUCCUCGGAAACAAAUUGGCGAAGAAAAGAACAUUUGAAUGGGCUAAAAAAUUUUCUAUCUAAAGUGUUUUGAUGAAUGUAUACAUUUGAAAAACAGUAUUCCAGCCAAGUAUAUGCAUCCAUUCCAUGUUUAAGCCUCAUUCAUUUUCCUUGUUUCUCUUUGUCUAUGUUUUUCGUGGCCAUUAAAAUAAAAUGUGUUAAUUAAAAAAAAGACUUCAUUCCCACAGAUGAUACCAAAAUUACGCUUGAAUCUUCUUGACCUAUUAUUGCAUUUAACAAGUGAAUAACAAAACAGCAUCACUAGACUUUCACAUUUAUUGGAAAUAUACAAAUAUCUACCUAUAGGAGAAACAUAUAAAUUCAUCUAUAGUUCAUGCAAAUCUAUUCAACUCAAUAAGCAUUUAUUAAAGGCCAGCUAUGUGCAGGACCUCCUUUUUAAAAGAUAUUAAAUGUAGUUCAUAUCCUCAGGGAGCUUUGUGAGAUGUGAGAUGAACCAUUACAUGUCAAUGCCAAUAUUACUUGGCAAAUAGACUUGUCAUUUCCUUCUCCAAUGCAUUAAGAUAAACAGAUAAACUUUUUCAGAAUCACCCAGCUAGUAAGUGUGCGAGGCUGGUUUUGAACUUGGGGUCUUUCUGACAGGCUGGCACUCUACCACUAAGCAACUAGCUGCCUCUUAUAUUAAGUAGGCUUUAGAUGAGGAAGAUGUUUUAACAUUGCCUUUCUACUGCAUAGACUAAUGGUGUCCAAACUUUUUUGAGCAUGCACCCCCUCCCAGUAUGUCUAUACUUAUAAAAUAUAUACCUAUACAAUUGUGCGAA
Messenger RNA from Sarcophilus harrisii (Tasmanian devil), 2216 nucleotides. It is a transcript of the gene TMEM187, whose product is annotated as transmembrane protein 187. The transcript has 3 exons. The record is from RefSeq and is a predicted model, not a curated record. Gene Ontology annotation, cellular component: transport vesicle. The coding region runs from base 636 to 1436 and encodes 266 amino acids. NCBI's taxonomy places the organism in Eukaryota, Metazoa, Chordata, Mammalia, Dasyuromorphia, Dasyuridae.